AUGCUUCACGCGUCUCGUUCACUGAUUCGCACGUCGUCAGACCUGCACACAUCGAUUCGAAAUUCUUCAUCGACAAAACACGUAUUCGCAUGUGUUCUCGGUUCCGGUGUAGCUGGAAGCUCUGUAGCUUAUCAUUUGACGAAGAGAAAUAUCAAAGAUGUACUCCUCUUGGAAAGAGCAUCCGAUGGAGACUUCGGCGUACACGGCGUUGCAUCACCAUCUGGAACAUCCUUCCAUUCUCCUGGUCUCGUGUCAGCCAGUCAUCCAGCUCACAGAUAUAAGCCGAUUUUGGCUCAUUCCAUCGAGCUCUACUCGAAAUUGGAAGCCGAAACCGGAGUGAACAUUGACUUCCAACCAACUGGAACCAUCCGAUUGGCCACAAAUGAGACUCGAUUGGCUGAAUUCAGAAAAUAUGUGAACCGUGAUUACUAUAAGGAAGGAGAUGUAUGCAAAACGACGCUCCUCACCCCGGAUCAAGUCCGAGAGCUUGCUCCAGACGUAGAUCACUCGAAAAUCCUCGGAGCUCUUCACACAACCAACGAUGGAACUAUCUCGGCUCGGGCUCUCACUCAGGCUCUCGUCGUUGGAGCCAAAAAUGGUGGAGCACAAGUGAUUGAUGGUGCAAUUCCGAAAGAAAUUAAAUAUGAUAAGGAGAAAGGACAUUGGAUUAUUGCGUUGGAAGAUGGAACACUCGUUACCACAAGGAAUUUGAUUAAUGCUGGCGGAAUUUGGGCAAAUGAUAUUGCACGGCUCUCUGGACAUGCUCUACCUGUUGUUGUCGUUGAGCAUCAAUAUGCUGUGCUUACGCCAAACAAAACGCCAGGACCAACACCAGCAAUCAUCGAUCAUGAUUCGACAUUCUACGUACGAAAAAGUGGAGAUGACUAUCUUUUCGGAGGUUUCGAGAGUCUUGAAAAGACCGUAAUCCGUGAAGAUUGGUACAAGAAAGGAGUACCAACUGAAGGAUCGAAAUCAAUUCAAGCAGAUUUCUCACGCCUAGAUGAUGCCUACAAACGGGCUUGUGAUCUGAUUCCAGGCCUUCAAGGGUCGAAAGUUGAUGCAAGAGCUGCCGUAUUUAGUAUGACUCCAGAUGGUUAUCCGCUAGUUGGACCAUAUGAUAAGAAUUAUUGGAUGUCAACUGGUUUCCUCGAUGGAGUCAGCAGUGGUGGUGGAAUUGGAAAAUAUUUAGCUGAUUGGAUAGUUGAUGGAGAACCACCGGCAGAGUUGUUUGAUACGGAUGCGAGUAGAUAUGAGAGAUGGGGAGAUCGAAAAUUCUUUACUGAACGAUCUCGUGAGACGUACUCCAUGUACUAUAACUGGUCGUAUACUGAUCGAUCGGCUGGACGACCGACUGAUCGAAUUAGUGGAGUCUAUGGAAGACUUAAGAAGGAUGGGGCUUCCUUUUCGUUUAGAAAUGGUUGGGAAGUGGCGAAUUCGUUCAAUAUGGGUGUCCAGAAUGAGGAAUACCUUCCGACUUUAAUUCGAGAAUAUGAAAUGGUUACCAACAAAUGUGGAGUUAUCGAUUUAUCGUGGAAGGGAAAAAUUGAGGUUAAAGGAAAUGAUGCUGAGAAGUUGAUGGAUUAUGCGAUUGCUUCUCAGAUCCCAGCACUCGGAAAAAUCAGCUCGGGCCUAAUGCUGACCCGUCACGGAGGUAUCCUUGGUCCAAUGAUGAUUUUCCAUCAUGAUCGCCAGCGUUCGGCGUUCAUCUUGCUCACCGAGCCCGAACGAGAAUCACGAGAUUUGUAUUGGCUCCGAAGAGCAGCCGCCGAGAAGAAGUUUGAUGUUCAGGUGUCUAUCGUCUCUGAAUAUCUUGCAUCUCUGGCUCUUGUCGGACCAAAAAGUCGUGAAGUUUUGUCUGCACUGACAAAAUCCGAUGUUUCGGAUGAAGGAUUCCCACAGAAAUCGACACGAAUGAUUCGUCUUGGACCAGUUGGAGUCGUCUGUGCGCGAUCAUCAACAUCGACUGGACAACUCUCCUACGAGCUAUUCCACAAUCGUGCCGAGACCGCGAAACUCUACAAUGCUGUGAUGAGCGCGGGCCGUGAACACGGAAUUGUGAACUUCGGACAAGCGGCGUUGAAUAUGAUGAGAUUGGAGCAUGGAUAUAAGAUUUGGGGAAAAGAGCUCACUUUGGACACUAAUCCAUUCGAGUGUGGAAUCGGUGGACUUGUUGAUUUUGAGAAAAAGGAAUUUAUUGGACGGGAAUCUGCUCUUGAGUUGAAAAAGAAGGACUUUGAUCGUCGCCUCGCAUUGAUUACAUUUGAUACGGAAGAGGGAUGUGUGUUGGAUGAUAGAUAUGUUCCAAGCGGAAAUGAAGUUAUUCGAAUCGAUGGAAAAGAAGCGAGAGUCGGCCAGAUCACAUCCGGAGCCUACAAUGUCCGCCUUCAGAAGCCUAUUGCAUUCGCGUGGAUUGACAACGCCGUUGGAAAGAACGAACGGCUCGUCGUUGACAUUGGAGACAAACGACUUUUCGCCACCAGUCUGGAGACCCCAACGAUCCCACCAAUUCAAUAAACCCUCGUCCCCUUUGGCACUAAAUUUUUUAAAUUCUAAAUCCCCUCUGAUUUUCCCAUUUUAUUUAUUUGUUGUUUCCCUCCUUGCCCCGACCCCUUCGUAUUCAUUUUUAUGUGUGUGUAGAACGUUUUUUUUUCUCUUAGUUUUUAGUCUCUCACUGACUGCUGCCUGCUCUUAUUCGGUUAAUAUAAAUAAAGUAUCCAGUUU
Molecule: messenger RNA, 2721 nt
Organism: Caenorhabditis elegans
Lineage: Eukaryota; Metazoa; Nematoda; Chromadorea; Rhabditida; Rhabditidae
Gene: Y37E3.17
Product: Dimethylglycine dehydrogenase, mitochondrial
Source: RefSeq, marked reviewed